Messenger RNA from Medioppia subpectinata, 477 nucleotides. Lineage: Eukaryota; Metazoa; Arthropoda; Arachnida; Sarcoptiformes; Oppiidae. The record is from the annotation of a GenBank genome assembly.
AUGCGAGAGUACAAAGUGGUAGUGCUUGGGUCGGGAGGAGUGGGCAAAUCGGCGCUAACCGUGCAGUUCGUGUCCAACACAUUCAUGGAGAAGUACGACCCGACUAUCGAAGACUUCUACCGCAAAGAGAUCGAAGUGGACGGCAGGCCGUGUGUACUGGAAAUACUGGACACCGCCGGCACCGAACAGUUCGCCUCAAUGCGCGACCUCUACAUCAAGAAUGGCCAGGGAUUUGUGGUCGUCUACUCCAUCACUAAUCACCAGACCUUCCAAGACGUGAAGAAUAUGAAGGAACAGAUCGUACGGGUGAAGGGCACGGAUCGGGUGCCCAUACUUCUGGUGGGCAAUAAGCUGGACAUUGAACACCAACGAGAGGUGACCACCGGAGAGGGCAUAGCCUUGGCUCAGGUCUGGUCGUCGCCAUUCAUGGAGGCCUCGGCUAAGAGUCGGAUCAAUGUUAACGAAGUGUUCGCCGAA